AUGUCCUGGGUCGAAGAGACCCUCAUCAAUGCCUUCUGUGGCGCGAGAGACGCCGCAGCGCUGGAUGCCGCACAGAUGGGAGCGCUGUCGAAUGGGAGCACGGCUGCCGCGGCCGCUUCGGCCUGCCGUGCAGCGUUGGCGCGCGGUGCCGAGGCGCUUGAGGACGAGCUGCUGCGCUGGCCGCGCGGCGCUGCGCAAAGUCUCGUUGCGCAUGCCGCGCGGGCCGACGACGGCGACGCGGUGGCCGUGUUGUGCCGGGUGGGUGGUGCAACACCGGAGGCGCUGCGCGAAGCCUGUGAAUCGAACGCCUGGAAAGCGGCCGCGACGCUGCUCGUGUGCGGGGCCGACGCGACCGGUGCUGCUCAUGUAGCAAGGCGCUGCGGCCACGUUCACCUCGCAACGGCUCUCGACGCGGGCCUCGACGCCCAACUCACGAAUGGCGCCACCUUGCGGGCCUACGCCUCGAGACGGGGCGACGGCUACGCGCUCGCUGGGUACUGCGCCGCCGCGCGGAACCGCAAUGUGACUGAUCGACGCAUCACACACCGUCGGCCGGCGCCGCCGCUCUUGGCAGGCGUCACUCCGGCGGCCGGCGGCGCGGUGGACGCGGCCGAGGCGUACGAGCUCGUCGUGGCGACGACGACGCCUUCUUCUGGCGCCAAAAGAGGCGACGUGGUCGCGCUGCCCUGCACCAUCGGCCGCGGCGGCGACCUCGAGCUGCGCGACACGUCCUGCGUCGUCCGCGUCGUGGCGCCGGCGGUCGUGCCAGCGCCGGGGGAUUUGCAUACGGUGCACGUGCGGCGCGAGGGGACGCGGCAGAAGAACUCCUGGGCCGAACCGUCCAGACGUCAGGCCGUCGCCGUCGGGGACCGGGCGGUGCCGCGGGGCUGCGGGGCGCGUCUUGAGGUGGGGACGACGCUCCGCGUCGGAAAGACGACGUUUCAGCUCCGCGCGCGAACGGCGCCCGCGCCCGCGCCGCCGCCGCCGCCUCCAGCGCCGCCGGCCCCCGCGGUUGCCACGGUCGUCUCCGCGCGGCCGACCACAUCGGAUGCCUACGCGCGGGCGCUAAUCGAGCGCGCGGGCCGCGACAUCGACGCGGAGCGCGAGCGGCUGCGCCAGCGCCUGGCGGCGGCCGCCGCGCCCGAAGAGCCGGCUGCGACCGCGCCUCCAGGCGCCUCCGACGCGGAGCGCUGGCGCCUGCGACAGCGCCUCGCCCACGAACGGCCGGCGGCCGCGCCCGCCCCGGCAGACGACGGCCACGUGCGCGUCUGGGAGCUCGUGGCGCCCAAACACGACACGGUCGGCCUCGGCCACGUCGCCGUGCCGACCGGGCCUACUUCGUAUCGCAUGCCGGGCCGGCGCGCGGCCGAGAUGGCGCUCGCGCGGCAUCGCUACGACCGCGGACCCACAGCGUCGGCGCCGCGGCCCGGAGGUGUCGCGUUCGUUCGCCCGGCAGCCUUUGGCGUCGAAUUGAACGAGGAGGAUUCCGGGCCGUCGGACCUGCCGCCGGCUCCGACGCCCUUCGAGCUCCGGCCGGCGGCGGCGAAAAAGCGCCGCACGUCGUCGAACAAGCGCGUCAAGUUUUCCGAGUAAAUGUUGUUGUCCUAC
Molecule: messenger RNA, 1608 nt
Organism: Pelagomonas calceolata
Lineage: Eukaryota; Pelagophyceae; Pelagomonadales; Pelagomonadaceae
Source: the annotation of a GenBank genome assembly